UGGCGUAGCAAUACGUCAGCUCUGCCAGCGUGGAAUACGGAGCGCCAGUCCAGGAAGUUAACAUUUACAGGAGUUAGCUGUUCAGCCGUCAAUAUAAUAAUAUCCCCACGUCCAUACAGACUGGAUAGGCGGCGUAUCCUUUUCCCAAGCUUUUCAACUGUCUGAAGGCACCGCGUCACAAGAUGAUGGUCGACCCCACACUCGCUGAAAUGGGCAAGAACCUCAACGAGGCCAUGAAGAUCUUGGAGGAUGGCCGAAAUGCAUCAGAUCCGGAUGCAGAUAGACGACAGUUCAGCAGGAGUAGUAUCCCUGGACCCCUACAGGGAGAUGGGCAGGAUGUGGCCAGUAUACUCCAGCUGGUCCAGAAUCUCAUGCAUGAAGAUGAGGAGGAAGACAAGCCAAGCCAUCGGAUGCAGAAUGUCGGAGAGCAGGGUCACAUGGCGUUGCUAGGACACAGCCUAGCAGCCUACAUCUCAGUGCUGGACAGGGAGAGACUCAGGAAGCUGAUCACACGCAUCGCGUCUGACACAACACUCUGGCUCUGCAGACUCUUCAGGUAUGAGAGUGGCUCAGCAUACUACCAUGAAGAUGACAGAGAGGGCCUGCUGAAGGUGUGUCGCCUGGUCCUCAACACCCGCUAUGAGGACUACUCCACAGAGGGCUACACCGUGCUCAACUCCAGACAGCCUGUCAUUUACCAGAGUGCCACCUGCAGGCCUGGCCUGGGACAGCACCUCUGCAGCCAACUGGGUCUGCCUCUGUCCAGCCUGUGUACUGUCCCCUGUAACACCAUGUUUGGAUCCCAGCACCAAAUGGACAUUGCCUUGCUGGACAAGCUGAUCAGAGAGGAUGUGGAGACUGGGAAGCUUCCAUUGCUGUUGAUCGCCAACGCUGGCACCCCUGGGGCGGGACACACAGACAAGCUGGGCCGUCUAAAGGAGCUGUGUGAACAGUAUGGCAUGUGGCUCCACAUAGAAGGGGUCAACUUGGCCACUCUGGCUCUGUGGGAGGUCUCAUCCCCCGUUAUGGCAGCCACCAGGAGUGACAGUAUGACCCUGACCCUGGGUCCGUGGCUGGGCCUGCCUGCUGUCCCAGCUGUCACCCUCUACAGACACGAGGACCCAGCCCUGUCUCUGGCAGCUGGUUUGACCUCCAGUCAGCCAGUAGAGAAGCUGCGUGCCCUGCCUCUCUGGCUCUCCCUGCAGUACCUGGGCCAGGAUGGGAUAGUGGAGAAGAUUAGACACGCUGUAGAGCUCAGCCAACAACUUCUGGAGAAACUGAAGACUCUGGCUUCCAUAAAGACUUCAGUGGAGGAUGAGCUCAACUCUCCAGUAGUAGUGUUUAGGUUCUCCCAGGAGACCAGUGCAGAAUCCAGUGGUGGUUCUGUGGAGGGCUACUUUGCUGGAGAGAGAGAAGUGCUAGAUUCCCUCAACAGAUGGCUGUGUGAGCGGUUGGCACAGCUGGUGCCCGCCAGCGGGGUAGACAUAGUGGAGUUGGAGGACGAGGGCACCUGUGUCCGCUUCACCCCUCUUAUGACCGCCGCAGCCCUGGGGACCCAGAGGUGUGACGUGGAUCUGCUGGUGGAGCGGUUGAUUGAGCUGGUUCCUGUGCUGAACUGUACGCUGCGUCUCAGACUGGACUUCAGAGAGGAGGUGUACCGCCACUCUGCCCUCAGUUACAUAGAGGACCUCAACUGGCCUGGCCUGGGAGCCGUCAGGUAUGAGCCGAGGGUUGAGGAGCUGAAUGACAGUAAAGAAAUGGAGGUGGAGAAGAUCAACAGUGAGCUGCUGGUGAAACUAGGGGAACUGGAUGCAGACCUCAUCUUCUCCACCGGCCUGGAGUUCGGACCUGAGAAGGACUGCAUAUUUAUUGGCAUGGCAACGGAGGACCUAGACGUGGCAGAGCUAGUGGAUACGAUAGCCGCCCUGGGGAGGGACAUAGAGGAGAACGGCAGGCUAUUAGAGAACAUGACAGAGGUGGUGAGGAAAGGCAUCCAGGAGGCAGAGCUCCAGCUCCAGAAAGACAACCAGGACAAACUCAUGGAGGAGGGUGUGUUGAGACAGAUUCCUCUGGUCGGCUCCGUGUUGAACUGGUUCUCUCCGUUCCAGAGCACUGUGAAGGGCAGAACCUUUAACCUGGCUGCAGGUUCCCUGGACUCCACAGAACCCACCUACUCCAUGAAGGCCCAGACAGGUGGGCUGGCGUCGCCAGAAACCCCUACCUCCUCUGCCAAGAGACUGCCAGGACAGAGGCUGUUCCGGCGCGAGGGUGCGGGGGGCUCUGACUCCCACAGUGAGACCAGCUCCGUGGGCCAGGCUGAGGAUUUCUCCAGGGAGAGGUUCCCACAACCCACCCCACCGUCCCCUGUCCCAGACGAGGCGGUUUCCGUGGUCCCUGAGAGCCCAGAGACCCCCCAGGUGCCGGCUGAACCCGAGCCCACGCAGGAGAACGGUGAGGUUGGUACACAAGAGGAGGAGAGACAGCCUGAUGGCCAGGACGCACCAGUGGAGGAGACAGGCAGAUAGGACAGCCCUCAGAGCAGGGUUAUUUGAAACCAGCUCUGAAAGGUUCCAGGCCAGUCCAGCAGGUGUUGCAGAGCAGGGAUUCAUUCCGUUCUCAAAUAAUUCUUCCUUGCCUCUUUUCUUGACAACUGUCUCCUUAUAGAUCUAAAGGGACUGGAAACUGUGAUGAGAGAUAAUUAGACAGCAAAGGCAUCACUUAGCCUACCAGAAGGGUAGGGAGUGCUUUUGUCAUUGUAUCUCUACUUUAUUCUUUCUUUCCAGUCCCUUGAUGACUGGGAGAGGUCAAGGACAAAGGGAAGGAACCAGGUUUUCAGAAUGGAAUCCAGCCUUAGUCUCUUUGUGUCUGACUGUCUGAGGACUCGAUCAUUGUGGGUUAAUAAAUAACUAUCUAGGAGUAGGACCUAAGAAUUCUGGUCAAGCAGGAACUACACCUGAGGCAGGGAGUCAAAGGUGAAGGGUCGUCUGAGGACUUCCUGGUUCAUGGCCUCCACUACUUCAGUCGGUCUUGUCAUGGCCCGGAGGUAAAACAGCUUAUAUGCAAGCCAAGUAACAUGUGACUAACACUGGAAAUAAAACCAUUUUAUUUUGUA
Messenger RNA from Oncorhynchus tshawytscha (Chinook salmon), 3112 nucleotides. RefSeq names its product pyridoxal-dependent decarboxylase domain containing 1 (gene pdxdc1). Gene Ontology annotation, molecular function: carbon-carbon lyase activity; pyridoxal phosphate binding. The record is from RefSeq and is a predicted model, not a curated record. Lineage: Eukaryota; Metazoa; Chordata; Actinopteri; Salmoniformes; Salmonidae. Gene Ontology annotation, biological process: carboxylic acid metabolic process. Gene Ontology annotation, cellular component: intracellular membrane-bounded organelle.